Penicillium manginii is the source of this 1941-nucleotide messenger RNA. RefSeq names its product tyrosyl-DNA phosphodiesterase 1. Bases 1 to 1941 code for a protein of 646 amino acids. The transcript is spliced from 4 exons. Gene Ontology annotation, molecular function: double-stranded DNA binding; single-stranded DNA binding; 3'-tyrosyl-DNA phosphodiesterase activity. Gene Ontology annotation, cellular component: nucleus. Gene Ontology annotation, biological process: double-strand break repair; single strand break repair. Lineage: Eukaryota; Fungi; Ascomycota; Eurotiomycetes; Eurotiales; Aspergillaceae. The record is from RefSeq and is a predicted model, not a curated record.
AUGAUCUCACAAUCAAUUCGACUUUGGAUUCUCCCUCUUCACUGGCACCCAAAUAGAAGAGUUUCGAGCCGUUUCCUGGCGAGGCCUACUAGUUCGUCACACUUCCAUCUGAGGCAUCCUUCACACUUGUCCCAUGUGACCAGCAAGAUCUCCCGCAAUAUAAGCAUUUUGCCAACUAUGGAGCGCCCGUCCAAAAAAGCACGCGUCUCAUCGGAUUCCACAGGAGACCUCGAGACAGAGGGCCGUCCGAGACGAACCGAGACGCCCUUGAACUCGUUGAACAGGUCCAUCUCCCCACCUCUGCGGACGCGUUCGCAGCCAACCCAGCCCGCAACAGAUGUCGCAUGUCCAGAAUUAGCCAACGAUGUGUUAAAGACUGCAGACUCGAAGCAGAUACUCGAUAUUACACGCCCCUCUGGCCCUGCGCGUUGUAUCCCAUCUCCAGUCCAACUCACCCACAUCGCGGAUUACCCUGCGUUAAAGGGAUACAAUGUCGACGCGGUGAGACUACGUGAUAUCCUCGGGGAUCCCAUGAUACGCGAAUGCUGGCAAUUCAAUUACAUGUUCGAUGUGGAUUUCUUGAUGAAUCAAUUCGAUGAAGAUGUUCGAAGAUUGGUAACAGUCAAAGUGGUACAUGGAUCGUGGAAAAAAGAGUCGCCGAAUCGAAUCAUGAUCGAUGAAGGAUGUGCUCGACAUCCCAAUGUUGAGUCUAUCAUAUCUUAUAUGCCUGAUCCAUUCGGAACUCAUCAUUCGAAGAUGAUGAUUCUCCUUCGCCAUGAUGAUUUAGCCCAGGUCGUCAUACAUACCGCCAAUAUGAUUCCUGGUGACUGGGCGAACAUGACUCAAGCAGUAUGGCGAUCGCCAUUACUUCCUUUGCAAAAGCAGGGAGAUUCAUCCUCGGCCCACAUACAGACCAGCGUUGGUACCGGCGCUCGCUUCAAGAGGGAUAUUCUCGCGUACCUAACAGCAUAUGGAUCUAAGAAGACCGGUAAAUUGGUACAGCAGCUACAGCGCUAUGAUUUCAAAGCAGUUCGGGCGGCCCUUGUUACAAGUGUACCAUCCAGGCAAAAGCCUAGCGACUUGGAUUCGGAACAAUCCACACUUUGGGGCUGGCCAGCUCUGAAAGAUGUUUUGGAGCAAGUACCCAUCCACAAACAGGAAAAGUCAACCGACAAUGGCGGGAGUGAGAAGCCUCAUAUUGUCACACAGGUUUCCUCGGUGGCCACCCUUGGCCAGACAGAUAAAUGGUUGAAAGAAGUGUUUUUCAAAGCACUUGCACCGACCUCAGCGAGCCCCAUCCCAAAAUAUUCAAUUAUCUUCCCAACGCCGGACGAAAUCCGCCGCUCCCUCAACGGCUAUUAUUCCGGUGGCUCGAUCCACAUGAAAACGCAAAGCGCGCCGCAAGCCAAGCAGCUGCAGUAUAUGCGCCCUUAUCUUUGUCAUUGGGCCAGUGAUUCGUCCGACUCAGACCUAGACCAGCCUCCCAAACAAGACGCCGGGCGCGGUCGUGCUGCACCACACAUCAAGACCUAUAUCCGAUUCUCAAAUGCGGAAACGAUGAACAGCAUUGACUGGGCAAUGGUGACAUCCGCAAACCUGUCCACACAGGCAUGGGGCGCGGCGACAAAUGCCAACGGCGAAGUGAGGAUCCAAAGUUUCGAGAUCGGCGUUGUUGUUUGGCCUGAGCUCUUUGCUGAUGAUUUUGUCAUUGGGGGCUCAUCAUCAUCCACAUCACCUGGAAUAUCUGCUAGGAUGGUACCGUGUUUCCAGCGUGACCUUCCAACUUCGCCUACAGGGGAUCUCGGACAACGCAAUCUGCAGACAGUCGUCGGAUUUCGUAUGCCCUACGACCUCCCGCUAACGCCAUAUACCGCCUCCGAUGAGCCAUGGUGCGCGACUGCGUCUCACAACACCCCCGACUGGAGAGGGAUGAUCUGGUAG